Molecule: messenger RNA, 1071 nt
Organism: Penicillium samsonianum
Lineage: Eukaryota; Fungi; Ascomycota; Eurotiomycetes; Eurotiales; Aspergillaceae
Exons: 7
Coding region: 1-1071 (356 amino acids)
Molecular function (GO): protein binding
Source: RefSeq, a predicted model, not a curated record
AUGCUGGAGACGUUACCGUGUGAGAUCCUGAUGCUGAUCGCGGACUGGCUGCCACCCGCCCACCUGCGCGCUCUCAGCCGAGUCUCGUCGAGAUUAUAUUCAGUUUUGGUUCCUUAUAUCUACCGUACCAUUGCAUUUCACGCAGUAAAUGGCGGCUUGGGACAUGUGUCCCGAUGGGAGUUCUCGAUUAGGGAGGCUAUCUCAGCCGGUAUCAACAGCGCCUCUCCCGUCUCUCACUCGUCACGGACGUGCAUCCGUCAUAAUUGGAGCCAUCUCGAUCACCUAUCCAUCGGCUUUGUUUAUUCCGCUUCCGCCCGUGCUCUGUGCUGGGAGAGUCUUGGACUCCUUGUCUACCAUGAGCGCAAACUCGCCCCCAUCGGCGAGGAUGGCUUGUUUGAGGACGAUCGGGAUGUGUCGCCCGUGACUGCUUUGGCACUGUGUGCAAGACCAUCUGCCGCUCGGCGGUGCCUUCGACCCACGGCAAAGCAUUCCCAGCUUCGGCUUUUACAUUUGCGGUUCAGCGGUCCCGAGCGAAUCCAUCGAGAUGUCCAACGAGAGAUUAUCACCUUCCUCCAUGAGACACGCAAACCGUAUUCACAGGACCCUCGUUCGCGCAGGGGUCUUGUGGACGAGGAUAUCUCUAGUGAUAAUAAUGACUACGAUCGUAUUCUCAACGCGUACUACGAUAGGUCGCCCUUCGAGUGUAUGGAUUUUCAGGAGGUAGUGCUCGAGUCGUCCGCAGCAAUAGCAGAGGCCGAGGAUUUUGUGUCAUUUGCCGAAUGGGCAUUUGGCCCCGGUGGACUGCCGGCUCUACAGGUCCUUGCGUUCGGCGACUUCUCCCACGGUGAUCGGUAUAGGGGGCAGCAGUUUUUGAUGCGUCGCGCCUAUCCUGGAUGGGAUAGUGACGGCAAGGGACUCGCCGGCCUCACGUGCGACGAUACGACGCGGCUACCUUUCCGUCCGGCAGAUAUGGCUGAUCCUUCGAUUUGGGAUGGUGUUUCGGUGGACGGAGCUCGGUUUCUGUCCGCAUGUCCAGGAGGCGGAUUGAUGGAGUCACCGUAUGAGCCGUAG